AUGCUCCGCUCCCUAUCCGCUCGCGGACUCUGGGACCUGGCCGUCAAGCGCAACGCGCUGACCACGUCGUGCGUGCUGCUGGGCGGCGUGCUGGUCGCCGACGCGCUGCUGUUCCCGCAGGGCGCGCGGCAGCAGCGCAGGCAGCAGCAGCAGCAGCAGCAGCAGCAGCAGCAGCAGCAGCAGCAGCAGCUUGGUCAGCAGCAGCAGCAGCAGCAGCAUCCUGAGCACCAGCAGCCUGCCAAGGCAUGA
Messenger RNA from Monoraphidium neglectum, 249 nucleotides. RefSeq lists its product as hypothetical. Lineage: Eukaryota; Viridiplantae; Chlorophyta; Chlorophyceae; Sphaeropleales; Selenastraceae. The transcript has 3 exons. Bases 1 to 249 code for a protein of 82 amino acids. The record is from RefSeq and is a predicted model, not a curated record.